UCUUAAUUGGAUCGAAAUUGGAUUUUGACGGAUCCGAUCGAAUCCCAUCCAUUUACAGGCCUACUUGUCGACUACCGAACCGACUAUUGAGCGAAACCCCUUUUUCUCUCCGUUGCCUCCAACAGCGCCGGCGAUUUGCAAGUGACCAAAAAUCAGGUCUCUCUCUCUCUAUCUCUCUCUCUCUCUCAUCCGUCAAUCUCCCUUAGCAUUUUUGGUUUGUACGCUAGGCUCUGAUUUUUUACCCCCAAAUUUCAGUUUUGCUGCUUGAUGGAUGACUCCGGUUUAAAGCUGGGAUAACACAAAUGUUGUGCUCUUGUAGUGGUUGUGAUAUUACAUUUUUUUUCUUAGUUUGUUGAAGCUCUGAUUUUGUCUUUGUUCUUAUUUUGGGUAAGAAACCAGAUGCUGUAUGUAGAUAAAAAUUAACCUUGUAAAUGGGUCCAAUGGUAUGCUAUAUUCCGUGUCUUCUGAAUUCAUCUCUAACAUGUGCUCUUUUUCAUGCCAAGUUAUAAUAAUGCUAAAAUUUGGCAAGAGCUGUUCUUUCUAUUUCUCUCACAAUGGAACCCACAAAUGGCAAACUAAUAACAAAAGUCAGAUCUUCUACUGGCCUUUGUCUAUACAAUUAUGAGCAUUCAUUAGCUUUUGCUUUGGCGGUUGCUAUGUUUUCAUCUCUACAUUCCUGAUGAAAUUGUUAAAUUUUGGUUUUAUGCAAUUGGGUUUUUCUUUUUUGGGUUAAUUGUGUUAUAGUUUUAAUACAAUGUAUUAUUGACAUAAUUACCUUGUCACUGUUUGAUUUUGGUUGACCCUUUAACUUGGUUCUCUUAAUGGCGUGGCUUACAAAACGUUAGCUUUAUAUUGAAGUGAAAAUGCAGUUGGUAGGUAGUAUGUAAAUAUAUCUGCAUACAUAUCUUGUUGGAGAAAUGGAUGUAUCUGUGACUCUGGGCAUUAAGGGGGAGGACAACAACAACGACGAAAACAAUGUGGGAACAGGGUACAACAACAACAAUGUCAAGAAGGCAAGGUUGCAUUCAAUGCUGGCUGCUCUUCUUGAUGAUCCUAUCCUUGCUGACGUGCCAAAGAAGCCAGCGCUGUCAGACGUGGAUACUGUCAUCAGCUUGGAACUCGGCAGUGCCAUGCGCAUCUCCGUCCUUAAAUUGGACCACACUUCCAUUCAUGUGGCAGUGAUGAAUUCUGCAACUGUGAAGGAUUUGAAACUGGCAAUAAAGAAGAAGGUUAACGGCAUGGAGCAGUCCACGAUGGGUCAUCGUCACAUUUCUUGGAAGCAUGUCUGGGCAAACUUCUGUCUUUCCUACCAUAACGAGAAGUUGCUUGACAACUCUGCCCUGCAAGAUUAUGGCAUGCGUAACAAUUCUCAGGAUUUAUAGUGAUGGAGAAUUGUUUGUUUCUUAUGUGCAAGUUUAGAGGUGUGACAUUGGUUAUCGAGUAUAAUGAUGGAUUUAAUUUCAAGGAUUUAGUAUACAAAUUGUGUGCAAAGUGGAGUGAGUUAGUUGGUAGUUCUAUGAAUACAUCGUAUUCAAUGCCUGGAUAUUCUUCUUGUGGUCUACAAAGUGAAGAGGAUUUGGAGGUUAUGGUUGGAUUGGCACUUUCUUGUGAUAUUCAUCGUAUUGAUGUUUUUGUAAAGGGUUGUUCUUUAGGUGAAGGUUAUAUGAUUUGUGAUGGUGAAGCUAGUAGUAGCAGUAGUGUUGUUUGUGAAACUAAUUUUUUGCCUUCAUUUUAUUCAAAUCAACGGAAACCUUUACUCUUCGAUGGGUGGGUUAAUUGUAUGAAAGGAGUGGGACAAAGGUUUGCUCAAGAAGUUGUUGAAUUUCGAGAUGCGCUGUCAAAGUAUUCUAUUCAUUCUGGUUUUCAUUUUGAUUUGGUUCAGAAUGAUAAGGAUCGUGUCACUGUUCAUUGUAAGAGAAGGGCUGAUUUGGAAUGUUUAUGGAGCGUGCAUGCUAGAGUGAAAAAUUAUAGUAAAGCUUUUGUUAUUAAACAAUUUGAUGAUGUUCAUACUUGUGGAUCUUCUUUUCGUACAAUUAAACAUGCUAGAAUGACUUCAAGUUUGAUUGGUGGGCUAAUUUCAAGUGAUAUUCGUAAUAAGGCUUUGACAUCGGUUAGUGAGGUGGUUUGUCAUUUCAAGGACUAUUAUGGAACAAAAGUUUCUUAUCGGCGAGCUUGGAUGGGUGUUGAAAAAGCAAGGGGUCUUGUUUUUGGUGACUAUUCAUUAUCAUU
This is a messenger RNA of Camellia sinensis, 2229 nucleotides long. NCBI's taxonomy places the organism in Eukaryota, Viridiplantae, Streptophyta, Magnoliopsida, Ericales, Theaceae. The record is from RefSeq and is a predicted model, not a curated record.